AUGAAACAAAUCACUCGAGGCCAGACACCCGCGGAGGCCGAGUUAUGCUACUUGGAGAACGCCAAGAAACUGCCCCUUUACGGAGCCGAACUGCACUGCGUCACGGAUUCCGAGGAUGUUGAUCUGGUGUUAACCGUUGGGGCUGGUGGCAUCGCUGUUUACAGAGACGGCGUCCUGAUGAACCGCUUCCCCUGGGCCAAGAUCACCAAGAUCAGCUACAACAAGCGCGUGUACACGCUCCGACUGCGCGCCAGCGAGUUCGACCAGUUUGAGACACAUUUGGGCUUUAAGCUGGCUUCCACACGUGCUGGCAAGAAACUGUGGCGGUGUUCCGUCGAACACCAUAUGUUCUUCAGGAGAGCCGCCCCCGUGGCGGUGGAGCGCGUCGCCGGCUUCCCGCGCCUCGGCUCGCGGCGCCUGUCGUGCCGGCGCACGCUGCGCCAGAUGCGGGAUCUACCGAGACAGAUCACUGCCUGAUCAACACAGAGCACAGAGAUAACGACCGACUAUAUCAAAGAGCCUUAAGCUGCAAACGCGCUGCGUCACGCCGUGUGUUUGGCUAAGCCUUUAAGAUCACUACCUGACACACCGGUCUGAUUUAUACUUGCCUUCAACCGGGAAGGGAAUAACUAUCUGAACGUGAUAAAACACCAAGUUUCAAUUUUUAAUUACAUUUUGUAAAAAUAUUCCUUACCCAGGUAGCAUUUAUACGUCAUUGUGACGUCGGUUACGUCAUUAUGACGUAUAAAUGACGUCAUUAUGACGUCGCUGACGUCAUUUUGCUACUAGGGAAAAUUCUUUGCCAGCGUAUUUUUGAACCACGGGGUCCCUUUGUUUAACAUUAUUGAGUCAUAAUGUUAAUGAUUGUCCGAUUAUUAUUAGUCAUACUGAAACCGUUAACUUUUCAGGGUUUUCGUAAGGUUAUCCUAUAGAUAGGUUAGGUUAGGUUAGGUUUGUUUUAUGACAAUUCUGAAAAGUAACGUGUUAACUAAAUUAUGACUAACGAAAAUUCGGACAAACAAACAAAUUAUGACUUAAAAUUGUAUGGGAAACAAUAGAGAUCUUAGAACCACACUUAGUUUGGUCAUGGACAGUUUCACAGUAAGUAGUUAUUUGUGCCUGUUUCAAACGGUUUAGAUAUAUGAAGGUAGUAGGUACCUACUGUUUCGUGUACCGUCACGUAGGCUUAUUUCAAAACCUAUUUUAAGCCUGAAUAACUGUAAUGGAGGUUUUAUUUUUUAUUAUCAUGAUAAUCGAAAGAUAUACUUUUACGAUAGACGUGUAACAUUAAUAUAGUAGUAAUAUUUAAGUGCCUCACGAGCGAUACAUAAUAGUUAAUAAAAUAAGGGCUAAGUAAAUGUUAUUUUAAAAACUACUGAUAAUAAAUCAGAAGAUAUAAUGGUAAAAUAAUAUAGUUAUAGUAAAAUUAUAAAAAUGCGUAAGUGCCAUGUAAACAGAUCUUCGAAUCAUUAGGUUCAGUAAAGGUGAAAU
Messenger RNA from Cydia strobilella, 1491 nucleotides. Its product is annotated as protein 4.1-like. Gene Ontology annotation, cellular component: plasma membrane; cytoskeleton. The transcript is spliced from 4 exons. The record is from RefSeq and is a predicted model, not a curated record. The coding region runs from base 1 to 477 and encodes 158 amino acids. NCBI's taxonomy places the organism in Eukaryota, Metazoa, Arthropoda, Insecta, Lepidoptera, Tortricidae.